AUGUCCCCUUCAGGCCCUUUCCAAGUCACCGUACACCCCUUUGAGUCCAAGUGCCGAAGCUCGGCCGCCUAUGAAAUUGGUCUCACUUCAGCUCCUAAUGCCAUUGUCUUCAUCGGUGGGCUUACAGAUGGACCUCACACUAUUCCUUAUACCCGGCUUCUAGCCCAGCGUCUGGAGGAAGCAAAGGAGCUGGGCUUCUCUGUUAUCGAAUUCCGCAUGAGGAGCUCUUUCUCGGGGUUUGGCACUUCGAGCCUCUCCAACGAUGUUGAAGACAUUUCUGCUUUGGUCAAGUAUCUACGAGGAAUUGGCAAGGAAAAGAUCGUCCUAUUUGGUUCCUCAACUGGCUGCCAGGACUGCAUCGAGUAUGCCAACUAUGCCAAGCGCAACAACGAACCUGUCGAUGGCUUCGUUAUGCAGGGUCCGGUAUCGGAUCGUGAGACACUGGAUUUGAUCUUCCCGGAUCCUCAGCCGAGUCUUGAUCUCGCCGCAAAGAUGAUUUCCGAGGGCAAAGGUGGCGAUUGUAUGCCUUUUGACAUGAUUCCUGCUGUUCUGGGAGCGCCCAUUUCGGCGUAUCGGUUCCAGUCUCUGGCGAGCAAAGGGAAUUGGUCUCGGUUCAAUAAGCCAGUGCUGGUUCUUCAUUCUGGUGAGGACGAGUUCGUACCAGGGCGCAUCGACCAGGCUGCGAGCAACAACAGAUACAAAACAUUGAACCCGGUUGUCAGUAGGUUAUCGGGGCUGAUUCCUGGCGCUAGCCAUACCGUUGAUCAACCCCAAGCGCAGGAGUGGCUUUCCAAGACGGUAAUCGAAUGGUUGAAAACCGAAGUCACUUCUCGUGCUGAUUGA
Molecule: messenger RNA, 843 nt
Organism: Fusarium fujikuroi IMI 58289
Lineage: Eukaryota; Fungi; Ascomycota; Sordariomycetes; Hypocreales; Nectriaceae
Exons: 3
Coding region: 1-843 (280 amino acids)
Source: RefSeq, a predicted model, not a curated record